AUGUCCAAGCCCACCGACCAUAUCAAGAGACCCAUGAAUGCUUUCAUGGUAUGGUCCCGGGGCCAAAGAAGGAAGAUGGCCCAGGAGAACCCCAAGAUGCAUAACUCGGAGAUCAGCAAACGUCUAGGGGCCGAGUGGAAACUGCUCUCCGAAGCAGAGAAGCGCCCCUACAUCGAUGAGGCCAAGAGGCUUCGCGCCCAGCACAUGAAGGAACACCCGGACUACAAGUAUCGGCCGCGACGUAAGCCCAAGAACCUGCUCAAGAAGGACAGGUACGUCUUCCCUUUACCUUACCUCGGAGAAACUGAUCCCCUCAAGGCAGCCGGACUGCCCGUGGGGACCACGGACAGUCUCCUCGGCUCUCCCGAGAAAGCCAGGGCGUUCCUGCCCCCCACCUCGGCACCUUACUCCCUCCUGGACCCCAGUCAGUUUAGUUCCAGCGCCAUCCAGAAGAUGACUGAGGUCCCUCACACCUUGGCGACCAGCACUCUGCCCUACGCGUCCACCUUGGGCUACCAAAAUGGGGCUUUCGGCAGUCUCAGUUGCCCCAGUCAGCACACCCAUACCCACCCGUCCCCUACCAACCCGGGCUACGUGGUGCCCUGUAACUGUACUGCCUGGUCGGCGUCCAGUUUGCAGCCCCCAGUUGCCUACAUCCUCUUCCCCGGCAUGACCAAGACUGGAAUAGACCCUUACUCUUCAGCCCACGCGACGGCCAUGUAA
Vombatus ursinus (common wombat) is the source of this 723-nucleotide messenger RNA. It is a transcript of the gene SOX14, whose product is annotated as SRY-box 14. NCBI's taxonomy places the organism in Eukaryota, Metazoa, Chordata, Mammalia, Diprotodontia, Vombatidae. The transcript has a single exon. Bases 1 to 723 code for a protein of 240 amino acids. The record is from RefSeq and is a predicted model, not a curated record. Gene Ontology annotation, biological process: anatomical structure morphogenesis; negative regulation of transcription by RNA polymerase II; positive regulation of transcription by RNA polymerase II. Gene Ontology annotation, molecular function: RNA polymerase II cis-regulatory region sequence-specific DNA binding; DNA-binding transcription factor activity, RNA polymerase II-specific.